Pungitius pungitius (ninespine stickleback) is the source of this 1277-nucleotide messenger RNA. Its product is annotated as granzyme B-like. NCBI's taxonomy places the organism in Eukaryota, Metazoa, Chordata, Actinopteri, Perciformes, Gasterosteidae. Bases 224 to 976 code for a protein of 250 amino acids. Gene Ontology annotation, biological process: proteolysis. The record is from RefSeq and is a predicted model, not a curated record. Gene Ontology annotation, molecular function: serine-type endopeptidase activity. The transcript is spliced from 7 exons.
CAUCAAAAGACGCAUCUAGGUUUCCACAGUGCAGGUUCUUCACGUUCUUCAGCUGCUUUUGGUCGUCAAGCUCGGAUGUCACAACGAAAAAGGAGAAACCUCCAGUCCACUCAGCGCAACUUCAUCACAUGGUUAGGUGAUGAAGAUAAAAACGCGGCGAUGUUGUCAGUGAUGCACCACGCCGCUGCUCCUCAGCCGCUCAUCUGGGGGCUCCGAUCUCAACAUGCUCGCCCGCCGUGACCUGCUGCUCGUGCUGACGCUUGCGCUGACGCUCGCUGGUCAAGUGGAUGCAGGUGGGAUCAUCGGGGGCCGCGAGGCGGCGCCUCACACCCGGCCGUACAUGGUGCUGCUGACGCUGGUCAACGGGGGCAAUAACGACAGGAUCUGCAGCGGCUUCCUCCUCAACGAGAACUUCGUGCUGACGGCGGCCCACUGCAGCGCCAAGACCUAUAAGGUCUCCCUGGGAGUUCACAACGUCCACAGUGAGGGAUUUCAAGUCACGUCUGUUGCGCAAACGUUCCCGCACAGAGACUAUGAUAACAAUAAUUACAAAAAUGACAUAAUGCUUCUCAGGUUGAGCUCCAAGGCAAUUUUCAACAAAAACGUGGCGCCCAUCGCCCUCGCGGACGAAGAGGAGGACGUCUCCGGGCCGAAGUCCUGCCUGGUGUCCGGCUGGGGAAAAACAGGCACGCAGAACAACUUCAGCUCCCCGGUGCUCAGGGAGGUCGAGGUGCAACUCGUGUCGGACCCGGAGUGCGACAAGAGAAACUUUUACUGCUCCGAGGGAAAAAACGGGCCGUUUCAAGGAGACUCUGGCGGGCCGCUGGUCUGUGACGGAAAGGCGCACGGUGUCUUCUCCAACGUGGUGGGGGCCGAGUAUCGCAUCCACUGUUUUGUUAAGAUUCCCCUCUGCAAAACCUGGAUCGAUUCCACCAUGAAAAAGGCGCUCGAUUUCUCCGCCAAAAGCGACGACUGAUCGAAAUCCGUCCGGCGGGAUCGAUCGGGGGGGGGGGCUCGGAUGCAUUUGGAAUUGUGCAGCAUGUUUUGUGUCUCAUCCAAUCAGAUUUGGUUUAGAUUUUUGAAUGCGAAUCGGUAGGUUUCAGUGAGCGGCUGCUUCAAAUACUGUUUAAAAAAAUAACUGAAGACUUAAAGCUUGUUUGAUAGAUACAAUGUCUGCUGGUUUAGGAUACUUUAUCCUGCUUUUAAAUACACAACAAGCCAUGAAACAAAUACCCAAAUGCUUGUUGACUGUUUUGAAGGAAUAAACUGUUGCUCUC